CAGCUGGAGGCGGUGGAGCAGAAGCCCCAGCCAUGGCUACGAUCCGAAAGAAGCUGGUGAUCGUUGGGGAUGGCGCCUGUGGGAAGACCUGCCUCCUCAUUGUCUUCAGCAAGGAUCAGUUUCCAGAGGUCUACGUCGCUACAGUCUUUGAGAAUUAUAUUGCGGAUAUAGAGGUGGAUGGGAAGCAGGUGGAGCUGGCUCUGUGGGAUACUGCAGGGCAGGAAGACUAUGACCGUCUGCGGCCUCUCUCCUACCCGGACACUGAUGUCAUCCUCAUGUGCUUCUCCAUGGACAGUCCAGACAGCCUGGAAAACAUUCCAGAGAAGUGGACCCCGGAGGUGAAACACUUCUGCCCUAAUGUUCCCAUCAUCCUGGUGGGGAAUAAGAAGGACCUGAGGCAAGAUGAGCACACCAGGAGAGAGCUGGCCAAGAUGAAGCAGGAGCCUGUUCGUUCUGAGGAAGGCCGGGACAUGGCAAAUCGGAUCAGUGCUUUUGGCUACCUUGAAUGCUCAGCCAAGACUAAGGAGGGUGUUCGGGAGGUAUUUGAGAUGGCUACGCGUGCCGGCCUCCAGGUCCGCAAGAAUAAGCGCCGGAGGGGCUGCCCUAUUCUCUGAGAUCCCCUCACUUCGCUGACCUGCCCCCCUCACAAAGGUGUCGCCCCAACCCGAAUUGCACCCUUAAGACUUGUGCCGAGGGCACUCUUUUUAGCUCCCUCCUGCCCAGGACUGCAGAGUCUCCCAGCCCCGAGGUGGUGAUGGCCCCACCUUUCCUUUGACCCUCAGGGAACCAGGCCAGUGCCCUGUCCUUCAACAGAGGCCCUGCUGCUUUGGUCCAGGGGUGGGGCCCCUGCUCCCUUUGGCCUUCCUGAGAAUAGUCACACACCAGCACUUUAUAUACUUCUGGCUCCCAGGAGCAGGUCUAGGGUAGGGGCCUUUGUGAUUUUAUUUGGCUGGGGGCAUG
Messenger RNA from Octodon degus (degu), 960 nucleotides. RefSeq names its product ras homolog family member C (gene Rhoc). Gene Ontology annotation, cellular component: neuron projection. The record is from RefSeq and is a predicted model, not a curated record. Gene Ontology annotation, molecular function: GTP binding; GTPase activity. Gene Ontology annotation, biological process: small GTPase-mediated signal transduction. The coding region runs from base 33 to 614 and encodes 193 amino acids. The transcript has a single exon. NCBI's taxonomy places the organism in Eukaryota, Metazoa, Chordata, Mammalia, Rodentia, Octodontidae.